This is a messenger RNA of Cloeon dipterum, 1233 nucleotides long. RefSeq names its product carboxypeptidase B-like. The transcript is spliced from 6 exons. Gene Ontology annotation, biological process: proteolysis. Bases 1 to 1233 code for a protein of 410 amino acids. The record is from RefSeq and is a predicted model, not a curated record. NCBI's taxonomy places the organism in Eukaryota, Metazoa, Arthropoda, Insecta, Ephemeroptera, Baetidae. Gene Ontology annotation, molecular function: zinc ion binding; metallocarboxypeptidase activity.
AUGCCGACCAGGUGGCUGCUGCUAAUUGUGGGCGUUGCCCUUACGAGAGCUGGCGAGCUACAAGAUGUGAAGGAAGCCCAGCUGCGGUACAAAGGCGCCCAGGUCCUCAGGGUUGAGGCUGUCAAAAAUAAUGUGCAGAAGGACGUGAUCAAGAAGAUGCAAGAUGAGCAAGUGGUGGACAUUUGGCAGAUUCCAGCGGUGGAAGGAGGGACGCAGGUAGACAUAAUGGUGCCGGCCGUGUCGCUGAAGCAGGUGAAGGCCACCCUGAAAAACGUGAGUGCCACCUUUAAGGUGAUGAUCCAAGACGUGGGAGCUGCCAUCCGGAACCAAAACCCUGUCUUGAAGGAGGGAAAUAAUAAGCGCAUGGCUCGGAAAGGCCACCGCAUGACCUUCCAGAACUACCACAGAGUAUCCGACAUUCACGGUUAUUUGGAAUACUUGGCACGGACUUUUCCAGAUUUGGUAUCCGUGCAGACCAUCGGCUCCUCUGUCGAGGGGAGGCCUUUGAAAUUGAUCAAAAUUACCGGCUCAAAUGCUGACCCCAAACCUGCAUUUUACAUCGACGGAGGCAUUCACGCUCGUGAGUGGAUUUCACCUACAUCGGUAACCUACAUAAUUCAGGAGUUGGUGGAGAACCGCGACAAGUACAAGUUCAUGGAUGCCAUCGACUUCUACAUCGUGCCCGUGGUGAACCCUGACGGCUACGAGUACACGCACAAUGGCGUGCGACUGUGGCGCAAGAAGAACACGUGCGCAGGGACAGACCUCGACAAGAACUUCGGCUACAAGUGGGAUGGUGCCGGCUCCAGCCACGACCCUUGCCAGGAAACCUACGCCUUCAGAAACUUUGUCUCGAGCCUCGGCGUUAGCGUCAGGGCGUAUGUGACUUUCCACUCUUACGGGCAGUACAUCCUGUACCCUUGGGGCUACGACAAAAAGGUCCCUCCUGAUUACGAUUUGGACAGGAUUGGAAAGAAGGCUGCCAACAAAAUGAGGGAGGUCGCCGGUGCCUCGUACACGGUCGGAAAUUCUGCCAGUCUCCUUUACGCAGCCUCGGGGGGCGCUGAUGACUUGGCCAAGGGAGGUUCCAGGAUAAAGUACACGUACACGAUCCAACUGAGGGACAGGGGUCAGUACGGCUUCUUGCUGCCAGCCAGCUCAAUUGUGCCAACAGGCAAGGAAGCCUUCGCCGCAAUCCAGACCAUUUCGGAGGAAAUUGCCGCUGAUGGCUGA